CCCACUGACGCUAUAGGGUAUGGUCAAGUAUAAAAACAAGGGUUAAAUCAGAUAGGACAGCAGUGCAGCAUUAACUGAAGGAAAAGCAGCAUGUCACCCAAAAAAAGUGCCAUGUCCGACAUGAGCAAGGGCAAGAUCACCUUCUAUGAGGACAAGAACUGUCAGGGUCGCUCCUAUGAGAGCAAUGGCGACUGUGACAAUAUAUCCUCCCACCUGAGCAGAUGUAACUCCUUCAGGGUGGAGUAUGGAUUCUUCAUGGUCUACGACCGCCCCAACUUCACGGGAAACCAAUAUUUCGUUAGAAGAGGAGAAUUUGCUGAUCACAUGAGUUUGAUGGGCUUGAAUGGCGGGAUUAAGUCUUGCUGUCAAAUCCCCUUGUAUAGUGGAUCCUACAGGAUGAGGAUCUAUGAGAGGGAGAACUUCGGUGGUCAGAUGUAUGAGAUGAUGGAUGACUGUGAAGACAUCAUGGAUCGCUACCACAUGUCCGACUGCAUGUCCUGCCACGUGAUGGACGGACACUGGAUGAUGUACGAGCAGCCCUACUUCAGAGGAAGGAUGAUGUAUCUGAGGCCCGGAGAGUACAGGAGCUUCAGGGAGAUGGGAUACGGAGGCAUGAGGUUCAGGAGCAUGAGGAGGAUCACGGAUAUGAUGUAGAAAUCCAAAAAAGAAAUAGAAUAAAAAUUAAACAACAACUAAG
Cyprinodon tularosa is the source of this 697-nucleotide messenger RNA. RefSeq names its product gamma-crystallin M3-like. Gene Ontology annotation, molecular function: structural constituent of eye lens. The coding region runs from base 91 to 654 and encodes 187 amino acids. Gene Ontology annotation, biological process: lens development in camera-type eye; visual perception. The record is from RefSeq and is a predicted model, not a curated record. The transcript has 3 exons. Lineage: Eukaryota; Metazoa; Chordata; Actinopteri; Cyprinodontiformes; Cyprinodontidae.